Zea mays is the source of this 776-nucleotide messenger RNA. RefSeq names its product RNA-binding protein cabeza. Bases 67 to 411 code for a protein of 114 amino acids. The record is from RefSeq and is marked validated. Lineage: Eukaryota; Viridiplantae; Streptophyta; Magnoliopsida; Poales; Poaceae. The transcript has a single exon.
AUAAAAUACAACGACGUCCGCAUCAACGACCUCUCACUCUCAGUCACCGCGUAUCUGCGCAUAUCCAUGGGCCGCCAUACAUGUUGGCCGCCGGCCGCCGCCGUUAGGGCCGCAGCGAUCUGCGUGCUUCUGCUGCUGCCGGCCGCGGCCGCGCAGGCGCCUGUGGAAGCAGCGGCCGCGAUCGAGGCGCAAGGCGACGGCAAUGGCACCACACGAGGCGGAGGCGGCGGCAGCGGCGCACGAGGGGGAGGAGGUGGUGGCGGUGGGGGCACGCGGAAGCUGGUGAGCGGCAUCGACUGCCAGAUCUGCGAGGCGACGUGCCGGGUGAAGUGCCUCAUCAACAACCUCUUCCAGUGGGGCGGGUGCUACCAGCGCUGCAAGACCGACAACUGCAACGACUGGUGCAGGUAGCAGAGAACCAGAGACACGACAACGGGGGCGCAUGUCCAUAUAUGGACAUGGACUGGCCGGAAUGCAUGCAAUGUCCACACGCACAUCGGAUUGACCGGAUCGAUGGUUAGACGACGACGACAGGGCUACUAGCUAGCCACACAUGCAUGUACCAGCUACACCUUCCUCUACCUGCAAUCACGGUCGUAUCUCAGUUUUUUAAGGCCCGGCUACAAAACAUAAAAAUAAGUCUGAAGACCUAUAGUAUAUAGAGAUAAAAACAAUCUAAAAUAUAGUAUUUAGUCUAGUCUUAUAUUCCUAUGCUCUUAUAUUAUCUAUUUUAAAGUCGAGCACAAAAUAAUAAACAACCUUUGCAUUUUUAUACC